Molecule: messenger RNA, 802 nt
Organism: Galeopterus variegatus (Sunda flying lemur)
Lineage: Eukaryota; Metazoa; Chordata; Mammalia; Dermoptera; Cynocephalidae
Gene: RAB3IP
Product: RAB3A interacting protein
Exons: 4
Coding region: 90-734 (214 amino acids)
Biological process (GO): exocytosis
Cellular component (GO): Golgi to plasma membrane transport vesicle
Molecular function (GO): guanyl-nucleotide exchange factor activity
Source: RefSeq, a predicted model, not a curated record
UUUUUUUGCUGUGGAAUGAUUGCAUAAUUGGAGAGGCCGAUAAGAGGAUUAUAACAAAUCUAUUGUUAUCUUAUGAUGAGGCUUUUGCUAUGGCUAAUGACCCCUUGGAAGGCUUCCAUGAGGUAAACCUUGCUUCACCUACUUCUCCGGACCUCCUUGGUGUGUAUGAAUCAGGAACUCAAGAGCAGACUACCUCACCAGGUGUCAUUUACCGGCCACAUCCUUCAGCUUUAUGCUCUGCCCCUAUCCAGGCUAAUGCAUUAGAUGUUUCUGACCUUCCUACACAACCUGUAUAUUCAUCUCCCAGACGUUUAAAUUGUGCGGAAAUAUCUAAUAUCAGCAUUCAUGUUACAGACCCAACACCUUGUUCUACCUCUGGAGUCACAACUGGGUUAACUAAAUUAACUACAAGAAAGGACAACUGUAAUGCAGAGAGGGAGUUUUUACAGGGUGCUACUAUAACAGAGGCUUGUGAUGGCAGUGAUGAUAUUUUUGGGUUGAGUACCGAUAGUCUCUCCCGUUUACGAAGCCCAUCUGUUUUGGAAGUUAGAGAAAAGGGCUAUGAAAGAUUAAAAGAAGAACUUGCGAAAGCUCAGAGGGAACUGAAGUUAAAAGAUGAAGAAUGUGAGAGGCUUUCAAAAGUGCGAGAUCAACUUGGACAGGAAUUGGAAGAACUCACAGCUAGUCUAUUUGAGGUUGGUCUAUUUACAUCUUGGCCAACAACAACAUCUUGAUUUUUAUAUAUUGAUAGAAUUGUUUUUGAGGAAAUCUUGAAAAAGAUAUGGUUAGCUUUAUGCAUAUU